Didymodactylos carnosus is the source of this 1914-nucleotide messenger RNA. The record is from the annotation of a GenBank genome assembly. NCBI's taxonomy places the organism in Eukaryota, Metazoa, Rotifera, Eurotatoria, Philodinida, Philodinidae.
AUGACUGAUCCUCCAACUCCAACAACAGUGCCGAAAAAAGGUGGUAUCUGGUCAAAAUUAGUCGUAAAUGUCGCUGUUAGCAAAGCAUUCGCUGCGGGUAGUGACGAUCAAUCAAGUUCAAGUUCAGUAGAAAAACAAACAGAAGCUGCUCGACAAAAGGGUACCGUAUGGGAUAUCGUGAGAAAAGCAGACAAAAGCGCUUUGGAAAAUUUAUUAAAUGCUGAUCCAAACAAAGUAAACGAACGGGGUUUUGUUGGCGAAAGUCCACUGCACAUGUUAUUCAUAUAUGGAACAGAAGGACAUUUGGAAUUAGCUCAGUAUGUUAUCGGCAGAUUUCCGGAGUCUGUGACCGCUAUCUAUAACCUAUCGGUUUUCAGUGGACGACCAUGUUAUUAUGGAGAAUAUCCAUUAGCUUUUGCUUGUUGUACGAAUCAAUGGAACAUUGCUGAAAUCUUGUUAGAACAUGGUGCUGAUAAGGACAUGGUUGACAGUAAUGGAAACAACAUAUUACAUCUGCUGGUAAUCCAUAAUUUAUCUGAGAUUUAUGUCAAGUACAAAGCACGUUGGAUUGAAGAUAAUGAAAAAGAAAAAGAAAAAAUGGUCAAUGGCGAAGUGAAAAAGCCGGACGAGGAAGAACAACCUCCGUUGUGGAAACGAUUAAAUAAUGAGAGUUUAACUCCAUUAACUCUGGCAGCUAAAUUAGGAGAAAAAGAUAUGUUUUCAUUUUUGUUAGAAGAACGAAAAAUUGUUCAAUGGCAAUAUGGACCAGUUAGUUGUGUAUUAUACCCAUUAGAUCAGCUCGAUUUAGGAUUACAAGAAGAGGGCAAAGAGACAAACGUUGGGGGUCUCGAAUUAAUCGUGAAUAAUGCUCAUGUUGAGUUGAUUAUGCAUCCAAGGUUAAUUGAUUUAAUUGAUAAAAAAUGGGAGCGAUUUGCUGGCAAAGCAUUUUUUCAACGAUUUAUGGUAGCGUUGAGUUAUCUGCUAGUAUUCAUGCUGACAAUUAUUUUGCAGCAAUGGAGAACAGAGACGACUAUAGGUGAAGGAGAUGAUGCAGAGACCAUUGUCGAAUACCCCACAGGUUUCAUCUAUUACCUGCAUACUAUUGGAAAUUAUUUUGUGCUGGCUGGAGCACUCCACAAAGGAAGAUGUGAAUUUAAUGAAAUGACAAGUGCUGGUAUUAGAAAAUAUUUCAAUGCGACAGGUUCUGGUUUACUUGAAAAUUGUUUAUCGUGUGUAUUUUCGAUAUCCAUCAUUCUGUUUAAUAUUCUUCGUUGGUUUGAUUGGAGUGCUCAAACAGCUGUGUUGGCCCUUGCAUCUAUAGCUGGUUGGGGAUACAUGUUAUUUUUCGUCAUGGCAUUCCGUUUGACUGGUCCAUUUAUCGUCAUGAUUUAUCAAAUGUUGUUCAACGAUGUUCUAAGAUUUUGUAUUAUUUAUAUGGUAUUUUUAGCCGGCUUCUCACAAGCAUUUUUUGUUCUGUUUAAUUUUAACGGUUUUAGCGGAUUUUUACUAAGUCUGAAACAAUCGUUUGUUGGUAUGCUGGGUGAUUUUGAUAUCGAUGCAUACACAGAAACAUCAUUUCAAUAUGUUAGUGUAUCACUGUUGAUUGUUUACGUUGUCGUUGUGACUAUUUUGCUAUUGAAUUUGUUAAUUGCUAUGAUGGGUGAUACUUACGGUAACGUUAUUGAAGGUGCAACACAAAUUUGGCAGUUGGAACGUGCUCGUAUUGUUUAUGCAAUCGAAAAUGAAAUGUCGACCGAAGAUCGUAAUUUGGAUAAGAACAAAUACUGGACGAAUGUUGACGGACAACGAUAUUUGCAAGUAGAAGAAAUUAAUCAUGAGUUUUUCCGAGACAUAAAGAAGAAAAAAAGGGAUGAUGAUGAUGAUGAUGAUGAUGAUGAUAAGAAAGAUGAUUAA